AUGGCACUUCCGCUCCUUCUCAGCGUAGAUCCCGUAGGCUCGAUGCAGACAGAAGUGAUGAAAGGAGAUGGAAUCGUAGGAGUGUGUAGAUCGACAACAGGUGGAGAGGAUGGAGAUGCUGGCGUUUGGCGCGCUGGCCUGUUCGUGUAUGGUGCUGAGGAAAUGUUCCGCCCGCAGGCUUGGUUUGUGUUGGCGCCCCUGGUGGUUCUCAUCUUCCUUGGCUACAAGUACUGGAAAACAAGGAUCACACUCGAUGUGGUGGAGACGUUCCUCCGGAUGCAGCAAAUGCUUGGUCCGACGAGGUACGCCUACACUGACAUCGCUGCAAUCACAAGCCAUUUCAGAGAUAAGCUGGGUCAAGGAGGCUAUGGAUCCGUGUUCAAGGGUGUGAUACUCCCAGGCAAUCUCCAUGUGGCCGUCAAAUUGCUAGAGGGAAAUUCUAACUGCAACGGGGAAGAUUUUAUCAACGAGGUGUCCACCAUCGGCAGGAUCCACCAUGUCAACGUGGUCCGUCUCGUGGGGUUCUGCUCAGAAGAAAUGAGAAGGGCUCUGGUUUAUGAAUACAUGCCUGGAGGUUCUCUUGACAAGUACAUCUUCUCGUCAGAUAAAGAGAAGUCCUUCUCCUGGGAUAAGCUCAACGAGAUUGCAUCAGGCAUUGCCAGGGGCAUCAACUACCUUCAUCAAGGGUGCGAGAUGCAGAUUCUACAUUUUGACAUCAAGCCCCACAACAUCCUUCUUGACAGCAAUUUCGUCCCAAAAGUUGCUGAUUUCGGUCUCGCCAAACUGUACCCAAGGGACAACAGCUUUGUGCCAUCGAAUGCCUUACGGGGAACUAUUGGAUACAUAGUGCCUGAGAUGAUAUCACGGAGCUUCGGUGUCAUAUCAAGCAAGUCUGAUGUUUACAGCUUUGGGAUGCUGUUGCUGGAGAUGGCUGGAGGAAGAAGGAAUGCUGACCCGAAUGCAGCAAACUCAAGCCAGUCUUACUACCCAUCAUGGGUGUAUGACCGACUGAGUGAUCAAGAAGUGGUUGAGCUAUCUCCCGUUGAUGACAUGCAUGAGUUGGAGAAGAAGUUAUGCAUCGUUGGUUUGUGGUGCAUUCAGAUGAAGUCCCAUGAUCGCCCGACGAUGAGCGAGGUGAUAGAGAUGCUGGAACGUGAUGCCGACGGCUUGCGGAUGCCUUGUAGACCAUUCUUCCGUGACGAAGGGCACACACAUGUUGAGGAUUCCUACGAUUUUUCAUCGGAGCUGACCACAAUCCGUGAAGAUGAUGAGUAA
Lolium rigidum is the source of this 1275-nucleotide messenger RNA. RefSeq names its product rust resistance kinase Lr10-like. The record is from RefSeq and is a predicted model, not a curated record. NCBI's taxonomy places the organism in Eukaryota, Viridiplantae, Streptophyta, Magnoliopsida, Poales, Poaceae. Bases 1 to 1275 code for a protein of 424 amino acids. Gene Ontology annotation, biological process: protein phosphorylation. The transcript is spliced from 2 exons. Gene Ontology annotation, molecular function: ATP binding; protein kinase activity.